AGAAGGGACCUACUAUCUCUGCCAAAGAAAAUUAAAAAUUCGAGAUCAAAAAUCAAAUCCAAUACCUCUUGUGCAACCAAAAAUCGAAGAAUCUCCAACCACUGAUUCCAAUUUCUCAUCAAACCAUGGUCCUGAAAAUCCUCAUCUUCACCAACCGUCUCCCCACCCUCACGCCAGCCGAAUUCAAAAACUACUACGAAACCCACCACAUGCCACUCAUCCAAAAAAUCUCAGGAGACGAUGCUUGGUUGAGUCAUACGAGAAAUUACAUUCCGAGAGACAGCGACACCAAUACAGCACAGUUGAUCAUUGGGGAUCAGGAUCUGGAGUUCGAUUGUGUGGCUGAAGUCAUAUAUAGGGAUCAGGAACAGUUGCAGAGACAGAUGGCUGCGGUUGGGACGUCGGAAAAUACGAGGUUGAGGGAGGAGGAUGAGGAGAGGUUUAUUGAGAGGAGGAGUGUGAAGGUUGUUGUGGUUGAGUCGUGUGGGGGUUCUGUGGGUGGUUUUGGUGGGUGAAGGGAGAGUGGUGGGUGAGUAUUGGGACUGGGAUUCGAUAUUGCAAGAGGUGUACUGCUCAUCAGUUGAGUCCAAGCCCGGAAUCCCGUCUACCAAUCGAUUCCUCGCUGAUCUUCUUUCCUUGAGUACGAUCUUUCACUGCCUGACUUCCAUCUUCAUGCCGCUGCGAUGUGGAGUCCAUCUAUGACUCGGCCUAGAAGAUCCGUGGAUCAAUGUUCCUCAGAAGCCCGGGAAGCCACCAUCAGUCCCGAGUCUUGGAUGAAUUCUGAUCACAAUUGGCGUCGUAGCAAAAGCCCAGAGUGUUGGCAUCAGAACUAAUAUGUCUUCACCCUGCAGUGUUGGCGGUUAGCAACAUGAAUGCUGCUCUUGGAAAACCCAUCCAGAACCAUUUGAAACGCGAUUGCGUUGCUAUUGCAGGCUCACCAACCCCAGCAGCUACCUUCCCUAAGACCCCUCGAGAAUCCAGCCAUAGGCUGCUGACACGGAAUGGCUCGGCCAAUGGCAGCUUGAUCGAUAGCAUCGAGUUGCGAUCCGAAGCGUAGCUGAUAUCCUUCGCUCUUAUCAGACCUAGGUGGUGCCCAAUUCCAGCGGCAUCGAUUGGAGAUUGUGGUGAAUAACUCGUAUUUUUUGCACUUGGUUGCGGGCGCCGACAGAUCAGCCAUAGUCUGGAUAGUUCAGGGAGCUUAGGGAAAUAGAGCGGUGUAAGCACACCUAAUUGUAUAGCACAGCGGAGAGUAGAGGCGUAGGGGCAAUAUUGAGAAGAAUGGAGAGCAUGGGUCGAGAUUGUAUCUCCAGACGCGGGAAUACUUCAUUGAAAGUUCCGCAUUUCGUAAGGAGGCGACGU
Pseudocercospora fijiensis CIRAD86 is the source of this 1359-nucleotide messenger RNA. RefSeq lists its product as uncharacterized. NCBI's taxonomy places the organism in Eukaryota, Fungi, Ascomycota, Dothideomycetes, Mycosphaerellales, Mycosphaerellaceae. Bases 126 to 515 code for a protein of 129 amino acids. The transcript has a single exon. The record is from RefSeq and is a predicted model, not a curated record. Gene Ontology annotation, molecular function: oxidoreductase activity.